AUGGACGACAUUGCAGAGCUCGCCACCUUGGCCUCCCUGCGAUCGAAUCCCAUCGCCGAAACAAACCAUGUAGAGGUCCAGGCUCUUGGUGAUAAAAUAUCAGACCUUAUUGAGGCUGCGCAGCAUGGAGAUCUCGCCUCCAUGAAGAGCCUAGUUGCCGAUGGAACCAGCGUCAACCAAUUGGCUGAAGAUGGCACUACAGCCCUCCAUUGGGCUGCGUCGAAUAACUUCUAUGAGAUUUGCGUCUUCUUGUUGGAAAAAGGUGCGGACGUGAACGCAAGAGGUGGUUUCCAAUCUGCGACACCGCUAAUGUGGGCUUCUCGAAACGGCUUUGUGUAUAUUGCCAGGCUAUUGUUGCAACACGGUGCGGUUUACAAUGAAGUCGAUGAACAAGGAUUCAAUCCGUUGCAUUUGGCAGUACACUCGUCAAAUGUUUUACUUGUUAUCUACUAUGUUCAUGAAUAUGCUUCUUAUGGUCUGGACACAGUAGAUACAAAGCUUCGUCGGACGCCAUUGAUCUGGGCCGCUUGUCAGGGAGACCAUAUGACUGUCGAUGUUUUGGUUAAAGCUGGUGCAGAUGUUCAUUCUGCAGAUGCUGAGGGUAUGACUCCACUGCACUGGGCGACUGUCGCGAAGUCUCUUGAUUGUUUACAUAUUUUAUUGAAAGCAGGCGCCGAUCCAACCGCAUUGAAUAGUCGCAACAGCUCCUGUUUCGAUAUUGCUAAAGAAAUUGAUGGGGAGCGUGUUUUAAAACAAGCUCUUGCUCGAUCUGGGCGGCUACCGUCGGGGGCGGUAAAAAUUCACAAGUUUACCGACCGCGAAGCUGAGCUCAUUACCUUUUUUUUGCCUUUCGUCAUGGCUAAACUCGCUAUGCUUGCUGUUUCUUACUUGAGCUGGUUUUGGAGCGUUCCGCUUCUUGUGCUUUUGCUGUUCAUUUCCCGCUUGGUCCUCAAGAGAUUUGUUUUGUACAAUAAGUGGCCUGGGCACUUGGCGUUUUUACAAAGUACAAUCAUGAGCGGCAUUUUCUGCGGCCUCACCUUCUGGGUGCUUGUUCAAUUCAUUACUGAUGUCCUUCCUCUGUCUUACGGGUCCCACAAUGUCGCCUCAAUGCUUUUCUUGGCUUUGGCAUUCACCGGCCUGACAUGUUACUUUGCCGCCUUAUUCAUGGAUCCUGGUAUCAUCAAAACUGGAAGCGAAGCCGAUAUCUCCAAUACCAUAAACAAAUUGCUCGACUCCGGCGAGUAUGACACUUUGAAUUUCUGCUACGCGACAUUCGUUCGCAUCCCCGCGCGGGCUCAUUACGACAAAAUUAUCGGUGACGUCGUAGCACGGUACGACCACUAUUGUCCUUGGCUUUAUAAUGCUGUCGGGCUACGGAAUCACCGGUUGUUUGUGGCAUUUCUGACCUUAAUUUCUCUGGCCAUCACGACGCUCUCUAUCGUAGUGGUGUGGGUAAUAAGAUCUCAGCCUACCACUGUGAUGCAGACUUUUAGCAAACACCCACAAACUACCGCACUGUACAUGUUUUGUGCGCCUAUUUUUGUAUGGAUUGAAAUCCUGACUUUUAUGCAGUGGCUCCAUGUUGCGAGAGCCUCUACAACCUAUGACAUUGCCCAAGGAAAGAAAGGCAAAGAAAGUUUCAGCAGCUUACCUGCUGAUCACCCGUUAGCCAAGCUUCGUGCUCGCAAUGAGACGCCUGCAGUAACCCAGCCCUCUGACAACCACAACCACAAGCACAACCCGCUCGCCAUGUGUGCUGCGGUUCUUGGCUUGCAGCAAAUAAAGGUCACGUUCAGGACUCUCUUUGGCAAAGAUCCUCGUCCUUACGAUCACGGACUGAAAGCUAACUGCAGCGACUUCUGGUUUGGUGGUGGGCCCUUGUUCAACCCAGAUGCCAGACUUGGCACUCUUAAUGGCCAGCUUGUUGACUACUUUUCUCUUAAUCAAUUGAAGUUCACAAAGCCUGCUACGUUAGCGAACCGCCGAGCAGACAAUGCUUUACGUAGAUUGACAUGA
Molecule: messenger RNA, 2016 nt
Organism: Wickerhamiella sorbophila
Lineage: Eukaryota; Fungi; Ascomycota; Dipodascomycetes; Dipodascales; Trichomonascaceae
Product: Palmitoyltransferase AKR1
Exons: 1
Coding region: 1-2016 (671 amino acids)
Biological process (GO): protein palmitoylation
Cellular component (GO): Golgi membrane
Molecular function (GO): protein binding; palmitoyltransferase activity
Source: RefSeq, a predicted model, not a curated record